Messenger RNA from Ziziphus jujuba (common jujube), 3187 nucleotides. RefSeq names its product CSC1-like protein ERD4. The record is from RefSeq and is a predicted model, not a curated record. Lineage: Eukaryota; Viridiplantae; Streptophyta; Magnoliopsida; Rosales; Rhamnaceae. Gene Ontology annotation, cellular component: plasma membrane. Gene Ontology annotation, molecular function: calcium-activated cation channel activity. The transcript is spliced from 6 exons. The coding region runs from base 672 to 2843 and encodes 723 amino acids.
CCCGCCCUGCCUCAAAAAUCUUUUUCCUCCAACAAUUACGCUGCUCUCACUUCCUCUGUUUCUCUCUCUCUCUCUCUCUGCUCUCUCUCCACAAUCAAUGAGUGACACAAAACCGAAUUUGAAAACAUGGAAGAAAAUUGAAGCAAACCCCACAACCAGCUAAUUAAAUGCAUAUCUAUACAGAUCUAUAAAUAUAUACGUAUAUAUUUUAAUUUUUAUAUAUGUAGCUUCAAAGGAAGAAAUGGGCAUUUGCUUUUUAAUCCUUGUAAGCUGCUUUUGAGAUGAUAAUAGCAACAGCCCAACCACACCGUCCCUACCAAUCAAUCUGCCUCUCCAGCCCAAAGUCUUUACGUCUUCUUCCAUGAACACCCUUUAAUUCUAUCUCUCUCUCUCUCUCUACACCUCAAAACGGUUACUUUUCUAUUCCUUCAAUGACCCUUUAAACGGCUCACUUGCUUUUGCUUCCUUUUUCGUUUUUUCCUUCUUAGUUUCUAAUUUUGUUGAAGAACAUUUAUUAUGUGAUUUCAUAAUUUACACAUGGUAUUCUUCUAGGUGCUUUCGUUGGUUGGUUCAGAGAGUGAGUGCAAAAGAGAGAGGUGUUUCUCUUUUUAUUUUUUUUAUUUUUUAUUUUUUAAUAAUCUUGAGGUAGUUUUAGAGGGAGGCCGGCACAUAUGGAUUUCUCAUCGUUCGUGACUUCGUUAGGGACGUCGUUUGUGAUAUUCUUGGUUUUGAUGAUCCUUUUUGCAUGGGUCUCGGCGAGGCCUGGGAACGCCGUUGUGUAUUACCCGAAUCGGAUCCUGAGAGGGUUGGAUCCAUGGGAGGGAGGCUCCACGACCCGCAAUCCCUUUGCGUGGAUCCGGGAGGCUGCGUCUUCAACGGAACGGGAUGUUAUAACCAUGUCAGGGGUUGAUACGGCUGUGUACUUUGUGUUCUUGAGCACUGCUUUGGGGAUAUUGGUUUUAUGUGGCUUAAUUCUGCUACCACUUCUUCUGCCUAUUUCUGCCACUGACCACGGUCUAAAGUUUCAUUCGAAUUCCACCACAAGCAAUGGGACUUUCAGUGACCUCGACAAGUUGUCCAUAGGAAAUAUCAUGGAUAAAAGUUCAAGGUUGUGGGCAUUUCUGAUAGGUGUCUACUUUGUUUCUUUUGUGACUUAUUACCUCUUAUGGAAGGCAUAUAACCAUGCUUCUGAUCUGAGAGCUAAUGCAUUAAUGUCUCCUGAAGUGAAGCCUGAACAAUUUGCAGUUCUUGUUAGAGACAUACCUCCUGUUCCUGAAGGUCAAACCAGAAAGGAACAGGUUGAUACGUACUUUAAAACUAUCUAUCCCGAUACUUUUUACAGAUCAAUGCUGGUCACAGACAACAAAGAGGUGAACAAAAUUUGGGGAGAGUUGGAGAACUACAAGAAGAAGCUGGCACGUGCUGAAGUAGUAUAUGCCUUAUCCAAAGAGAAAACUGGAGAUAGACCCACUAACAGAACUGGUUGGCUUGGUUUAAUUGGGAAAAAGGUAGAUAGUAUAGAGUACUACAAUGAGAAAAUUUCUGAACUUACGAAGAAACUGGAGUCUGAACAAAAAGUUACACUCAGGGAGAAGCAACAAAGUGCUGCUUUGAUAUUUUUCACAAGCAGGGUGUCUGCAGCUUAUGCAUCUCAGAGUUUACAUGCACAAAUGGUUGACAAAUGGACAGUUAUUGAAGCUCCAGAGCCUCGUCAAUUAAUUUGGUCCAAUCUUAAAAUCAAGUAUUUUGCAAGGGAAACAAGGCAGUAUAUUGUGUAUGUUAUUGUGGGUCUGACCAUAUUAUUUUACAUGAUUCCAAUUGCAGCAAUCUCUGCAUUCACAACACUAAAGAAUUUGAAGAAACUUCUUCCAUUUUUGAAGUCAGUAUUGAGCAUUAAGGCAUUAACUACGGUUCUGGAAGCUUACCUCCCUCAGCUUGCACUCAUUAUCUUUCUGGCUUUGUUGCCGAAAUUACUUCUGUUUCUCUCUAAGGUUGAGGGAAUACCUUCACAGAGCCAUAUAGUAAGGGCUGCUUCUGGAAAAUAUUUUUACUUCACAGUGUUGAAUGUUUUUAUUGGAGUUACAGUGGGUGGAACCUUGUUCGCUUCAUUGAAGACCAUUGAGAAUGACCCAAAAAAAGUUGUUGACUUACUAGCAACAAGCCUGCCAGGCAAUGCAACUUUCUUCCUCACCUUUGUGGCUCUGAAGUUUUUUGUUGGCUAUGGACUCGAACUGUCCCGAAUAGUUCCUCUAGUGAUUUUCCAUCUGAAGAGGAAAUAUCUCUGUAAGACUGAAGACGAGAUAAAAGCAGCAUGGGCUCCGGGGGACCUUGGGUUUGCAACCAGAGUUCCUGGUGACAUGCUGAUCUUCACAAUUGUCCUCUGCUACUCUGUCAUUGCUCCUCUAAUUCUUCCAUUUGGUGCAUUGUAUUUUUGCCUUGGAUGGCUUAUCCUGCGGAAUCAGGCUCUCAAAGUAUAUGUUCCAUCAUUCGAAAGCUAUGGAAAAAUGUGGCCGCACUUGUUUAUCCGUGUCCUUGCUGCUAUGAUACUAUACCAAGUUACCAUGUUUGGUUACUUUGGAGUGAAGAAAUUCUACUAUGCACCAAUCCUAAUUCCACUUCCCAUCAUCACCUUGAUUUACGGAUUCAUUUGUCAUAAGAAAUUCUAUCGUGCAUUCCACGUUACUGCUCUUGAAGUUGUUUCUCGCGAACUAAAGGAAACUCCAAAUAUGGAACAAAUUUUCAGAUCAUUCAUCCCACCAAGCUUGAUAAGCGAGAAGUUAAAUGAUGAUGAUAAUUUUGAGGAUGCUUUAUCACAAGUUUCAAGACAAGGAUCAUUUGUUUAAUGUAGAGUUCUUCAUCCCACUUUGAUUUUUGCUGGAGUAGUUGUUGCUGUGGUGUUUGUAGUGUUUGUAAAAACACUUGUUUCUUUUAAAACUUAGAAGACAAUUGGUUGAUAAUGUGUAAUUAGGAACCAAUGCAGUAGAUCGCUUGUAAUAUGUGGAUGGCCUGGUUUCUGGUUGUGUUGGCUCAAUUUCUCGUCAAAACUGGGUUUGUAGCAGCAAAAGUGAUGUUACCAUUAGAGAUGUUUUUCGUUUUGUCGUUACAUUAAUGGCCUUGCCUCUCUUGUUGGUGUAAUUUUCAGCAUGUAAAGCUUAAUGAUUAGAAUUGGAACUUUCUUCUUCUUCAA